Molecule: messenger RNA, 4474 nt
Organism: Malurus melanocephalus (red-backed fairy wren)
Lineage: Eukaryota; Metazoa; Chordata; Aves; Passeriformes; Maluridae
Gene: PLRG1
Product: pleiotropic regulator 1
Exons: 15
Coding region: 67-1617 (516 amino acids)
Biological process (GO): mRNA splicing, via spliceosome
Cellular component (GO): Prp19 complex; precatalytic spliceosome; catalytic step 2 spliceosome
Molecular function (GO): protein binding
Source: RefSeq, a predicted model, not a curated record
GUGCGGCGCGGGAAGGCGCCGGAAGCGGCUCCAUAGUGGCCGCGGCGGGGGGAGCUCGGCGGCGCCAUGGCGGAGGAAGUGCAAAAGCAUUCUGUGCACACACUUGUGUUCAGGUCUCUGAAGAGAACCCAUGACAUGUUCGUAGCUGAUAAUGCCAAGCCUAUCCCAUUAGAUGAAGAAAGUCACAAGGUGAAAAUGKCAGUGAAGCUGCGCACAGAGUACGGCUCAGUGCUACACAUGCCCACUCUCAAAGAGAACAUGAGAGAGAAAGGAGGCCCCAACACUGGGGAUCCCUAUGGACACAAACAGUAUUCUGGAAAUCAAGSACAAGAGCUUGAGUAUAUGGUAACUGGUACACACCCAUACCCCUCUGGGCCCGGUGUGGCUUUGACAGCAGAUACCAAGGUCCAGAGGAUGCCAAGUGAAUCUGCAGCACAGUCCUUAGCUGUGGCACUUCCUGCUUCACAGUCYAGGGUGGAUGCAAACCGGACAGCUGCUGGUGUGGGUGACAUUUACAGGCAUGCUGGAAUAUCUGAGCGUUCACAACCUCCUGGGAUGUCUGUGGCUAUGGUGGAAGCUGGUGGAAACAAAAAUUCUGCRUUAGUACCAAAGAAGGCUCCAACCAUGCCCAAACCUCAGUGGCAUCCACCUUGGAAACUGUACAGAGUUAUCAGUGGUCACCUGGGCUGGGUGAGAUGUAUUGCAGUAGAACCAGGAAAUCAGUGGUUUGUUACUGGCUCUGCUGACAGAACYAUAAAGAUUUGGGACCUUGCUAGUGGCAAAUUGAAAUUGUCUUUGACGGGACACAUCAGUACUGUACGAGGGGUGAUAGUAAGUGCAAGAAGUCCAUACCUCUUUUCUUGUGGAGAAGACAAACAAGUGAAAUGUUGGGAUCUUGAAUACAAUAAGGUUAUCAGACAUUACCAUGGUCAUCUAAGUGCUGUCUAUGGCUUAGACUUGCAUCCAACGAUAGAUGUSCUGGUGACAUGUAGCAGAGAUUCAACAGCACGAAUUUGGGAUGUAAGGACGAAAGCCAGUGUGCACACACUGUCAGGACACACAAAUGCAGUAGCGACUGUGAAGUGCCAAGCUGCAGAACCACAAAUUAUUACAGGCAGUCAUGAUACUACCAUACGGCUCUGGGACUUGGUGGCAGGAAAAACUCGUGUUACUUUAACAAAUCACAAGAAAUCUGUAAGAGCGGUAGUGCUACAUCCAAGACAUUACACAUUUGCAUCUGGUUCUCCAGAUAAUAUUAAGCAGUGGAAAUUCCCAGAUGGAAACUUCAUUCAGAAUCUCUCUGGUCACAAUGCUAUUAUCAACACACUGGCUGUAAAUUCCGAUGGUGUUCUGGUCUCAGGAGCUGAUAAUGGUACUAUGCAUCUUUGGGACUGGAGAACUGGAUACAAUUUCCAGAGAGUACAUGCAGCUGUACAGCCAGGAUCUUUGGACAGUGAAUCAGGAAUAUUUGCUUGUGUUUUUGACCAGUCAGAAAGCAGAUUGCUAACUGCUGAAGCUGAUAAAACCAUAAAAGUAUACAAAGAAGAUGAUACUGCGACUGAAGAAACGCAUCCUGUCAGCUGGAAACCAGAAAUUAUCAAGAGAAAGCGAUUCUAGUGCAGCAACAUACUACCCCUGUAAUUUUGUUUUGGCUUUUCUGAGAGCAUUCAGUCACAUUUUGUUCUGCCUAGAACAGCAGAGCAAGAAGUCUGCUAAGACAUUGCUAUUUCAAUAUGUUUUAUAAUAAAUUUUAUUCCUCUUUYCUUUUGUCUUUUUUUGUUGCGAUUCCAGCAAACCAGUUGCAGYUGUUAAUUUUGUGGAGCAUGAUAGAAAAAAAAUGAAAAAGAUAGGUGUGCAGGUGAUUAUUUUUUAGACUUACACUCAGUAGAUUCUUGUAAAAAUAUUUUGAUGAGCUAGAUUUUCUGAAACACCCUUGCUUGACUUCAAAAGUUAAUUGCAAAUUUAUGCAUAGAAGUCAUCUCCUGGGAAUUUCUUGGGGACACUUUCAGAUUUUAGACCAUCAUUGUUUAUUGUACAUAGGUUAAGUCUAUACUAAAUUAGAGUUACAUAGUAAUUUAAAAACAAGCAGGACAACACAAUAAUAAGGUAGUUUACUUUAUAAACAUGGUCACUGAGCACUGCCGGUGCUGURGUAUUGAAUGAAAUGGAUCUUCAAAGUGUUUCUUUCCCCAUGAAAUCUUUCAAAUGGAGGCACUCAUCUUUAUUUGUCUUAGUUCAGAAAGGGCCUUCUGUAGCAAGGACCACUGUCAAAUCAUACUGUCCACAGUCGCUGCAGGGUGGAUUAGGACCUGUUGACUUUCUUUGUAGAUGAACUAUUGGUUUUUUCCAGUUAUCUAAAGCAUAUAUGACAGCAGAGUGCAGUGAACUUUUAAAACUGAGCUUGAUGAAAAGCUCUUACUUCAUUUAAGCCUUAAUUUUUAAUUUUACAGGCUGCUGUCUUCCCAUGAUCUUAGGAAGGAAUUUWAAAAAAACUGUUACUGAAAGAUAAUUUGUACUUCUGGAGGGAUAAGUCUUUCAUUGRCUUUACAAAUAGUCACAUAAUAAGCAGUAAACAUGUAAGCCUCCUUGCUACUGUCUGUGUGUACUGCUCUUAAACUCAUUCUCUUCACMGGGCAGUGGAGAAUAUUGGCAACUUUGCUAGCAGUGUUAAUAGAUGCAUUGGCCAGUUUUAUGCUGGAUUGAUGCUGAGAGUUAAUCUGUGGCCUCACUGAUAUCAAGCAUUGAUAUCAAGCAGUUCACAAUAAUUCUAUUCUCUACCAGUUUUACUUAUUUCAAAUCAAAGAAUUUACGUUAGAAAAUGAGUUAUUUGCAAUGUAAUUUACAAAAAGCUAGUAAGACUGAAUGUUGUUUAUAUUAUGAGAACUUUUGUCUUUUUUAUGAUGCAUAGGAGGUCUUGUAUUUAUAAUCUGAAUGAUUGACAGUGUCAUUUUAAGGGAGUCCAUACUGCAUAAAUAGCAGAAUUUUAGUAGACAGCUGCUGUCAGAAGGAACUUCACAAAAUAGGAAGGRUAAUAUUUGGUAUUUAUGAGUUGGAUUAAGCAGCUUUUAUUUGGGUGGUAAUUUGAAUUUUUUUAUCUGUUACAAAUUAGUUUUUUUUUAUUACAGUUCCUUCCAUKUUAACUAACAUAACAGUUAAAAAUACAGGCUGUGGUUUAUGCAUGCUGUAUACUGCUACUAAGGCUUCAUUCCAGAAAUCAAUGAAUUAGUGGUGUUACACAAAAUUAGGCUGCUCACAGUGAAAUCCUCUUUAGGAAAGCAGAGUGGAGAGAAACAACUUACUUGAAAGGAGGUGGGAUUGUUGAGGAUUUCUUUGGUUAGUUUUGUUUGUUUUUUUUAAGAAGUGUCUCUUUUGGUAGUUUGGAAUGAGRCAGGAGAAAUUACAGCUCUGUCUAUGGCCCAGAGUUGUAGCAUGUCUUUUCUGUACUGGCACUGUGCUUUAGAAACUGCAUUUAUUCCACUCUAAAUCAUUUUGUAGCGACCAGAAAGUCUCCUUAAGAAUGUGUGUUUUUCUCUGGACUUCUGCAGGAAUCUGCCAUCUUGGGGCAGUGGUUACCAGAGCAUUUCUUUUUUGUGCCCUCAGUAAAGAUUUUGUUUAUAAAUUAAAGGCUGCGCACUGUUAUUUGGGAUAAUAACGUUCCUUUUAGGCUGUAGGAUAUGCUGCCCCAGUUCUAAGAAUGAUUUUUUUUUAAAGUGUAUUAUUGAAAAUUUUAUUUACUUGUUCAUUUCCUUCCCAGCAGUUUUUUCUUCCACUUGACAGUAAUGUGAAUAUCAAUACCUGUUCUUCUGUAAGUAUUAUUUAUGUUGCAUCAAGAUUUUAAUUUCAUCAAMUUAUUCUCUAGUGCAGAGUAAGCCUGGAUAGUCAGUUGUGACACACAUAAGCCUGAUUGUGUAGGAUACACAGUAACAUUGGAUUUGUCCAUGUGAGUCAUAAGGUGGAGCAAAAGAGGAGGAUCUGAUCUACUGGAUGUAUUUUCCAUGGUUCUCGAAAGGGUCACACUGCAAUAUUAGUUUAAGUAAUAUUGAUGGGAGUCUAAUCACAAAAAAUAAUUACAGUCCUUAAUUUCAUAAAAUUUGAUGUCUUCUGUAUAGGAUCAAAUAAUUUCUGCCACAAACCCUGASAUUUGUUUUAUACUGUACAUAUAUUUGCAGAGAAGUAAGAAAAUUGGUUUUGCUUGUAACAUAAAAAAGUGUAACUGGUAAAAGUGAUGAAUUUUCAGAUCAUUCUUUGCUGUAUACUGAAGCAUACAGUGUAAGCUGUGCAGCUAAAAUGCUGUUUUUUGCUGGCAGCAUGAAGGUUGUGCACAACAAUGCAUAUUUGGCAACUGAAAGGCUUAGAGAAACAAGYCUUAAAGGGCAGCUUAUUUUUACUUUUGUUGGAUUGGAAUUAAAAUGCUAUACCUGAUGUAAGUGACAGCAAUUUAGCAAUCAAUAAAACCUUCCAUACAAUGUGAAUU